Molecule: messenger RNA, 6791 nt
Organism: Eleginops maclovinus (Patagonian blennie)
Lineage: Eukaryota; Metazoa; Chordata; Actinopteri; Perciformes; Eleginopidae
Product: endoplasmic reticulum metallopeptidase 1
Exons: 15
Coding region: 42-2708 (888 amino acids)
Biological process (GO): proteolysis
Molecular function (GO): metalloexopeptidase activity
Source: RefSeq, a predicted model, not a curated record
CUGAGAGCGACGCUUGCAGCUGAUGUACCGCUGGCUCAAAAAUGGAGAGCGACACCACUUUCAGGAGAAUAAAACCCUUUGGGACACAGAAUUAUGUAGCGCAAGAUAACGACGGCUCCCGGGACCGGGGCGUGGAUAACGGCUACAACGGUGACCCGAAGAGGAAGCCCGAAGUGAGCCUAUAUUUGCUGCGGGAAGGACUGGCAGCUUCCCUGGUCUCUGUGUUUAUUUUGGUGCUGUGGGGACUCGUUCAUUUAUCGUUACAGCAGCUCGUCAUUGGAAAGCCGAGCGGUGACUUCAACGCAGUCAGAGCAAGACAGCACUUGGAGAAGAUCACCAGCGUGGGCCCCAGGCCAGUGGGCAGCCAUGAGAACGAAGUCCUGACAGUUGGCUACCUGUUGGAGCAGAUCGAGAACAUCCGGGUUGAGACGGCAGCGGGCCCUCAUAAGCUCACGGUGGAUGUCCAGCGUCCCACCGGCACUUUCUCCAUUGACUUUCUUGGAGGCUUCACCAGCUUCUACGACCGUGUCACCAAUAUUGCUGUCCGGCUCGAGCCCAAAACCGGGACGCAGCAUCUCAUGCUCGCCAACUGCCACUUUGACACAGUGGCCAACAGUCCAGGUGCCAGUGAUGAUGCAGUGAGCUGUGCAGUGAUGCUGGAAGUCCUCCAUUCUCUGGCCAACCAGUCUUCUCCUCUGCGUCACGGAGUCGUCUUCCUCUUUAAUGGGGCGGAGGAAAAUAUCCUGCAGGCCAGCCACGGUUUCAUUACUCAGCAUCCGUGGGCCAAGCAGGUGCGGGCCUUCAUUAACUUGGAGGCUGCGGGUGUCGGGGGCAAAGAGGUUGUUUUCCAGACAGGUCCAGAGAACCCUUGGCUGGUCCAGGCCUACGUUCAAGCAGCCAAACACCCCUUUGCCUCUGUGGUUGGCCAGGAGGUGUUUCAGAGCGGCAUCAUCCCCUCUGACACUGACUUCCGCAUCUACAGGGACUUUGGUAACAUCCCAGGCAUUGAUCUGGCUUUCAUUGAAAAUGGCUUCAUUUAUCACACCAAGUACGACACUGCUGACAGGAUCCUGACCGACUCCAUUCAGAGAGCCGGCGACAACAUCCUGGCAGUCCUGAGGUACCUCGUCACAUCAGAGAAGCUGGCCGAUUCCUCAGAGUAUCGUCAUGGCAACAUGGUGUUUUACGACCUGCUUGGGGUGUUUGUGGUGGCUUACCCCGCCCGUGUAGGCACCAUCCUCAACUACAUUGUAGCCACAGCCACCUUCCUCUAUCUGGCAAAGAAAGCCUCUCUGCCAGGCAAUAGGGGUGGCCGGUAUGUCCGGGAGCUGGCCUGUGCCACAGGUGUAGUGGUGCUGAGUUGGUUCGUCACGCUGCUGUCGGUGCUGAUAGUCGCUCUGCUCGUCACUCUGCUGGGCCGCUCCAUGUUCUGGUACAACCACUUCUACGCCUCCAUCUGCCUGUAUGGGGCCGCUGCCACGGGCAAGAUGAUCCUCAUCCACACCCUGGCCAAGAACUUGUACUACGGAGGUGUGCGUUUGGUGGAGCUGGGCGAUCUCUACUUUGAUGUCAGCCUGUUGCUGUGGUGCUGCAGCCUGGUGUUGCUCACCCAUCAGGGCCUGUGUUCAGCCUACGUCCCCAUGCUCAUGGUGGCUUUCCCCCUGGCCACCAGACUGCUGCUGGCCAGAGAGUUUAAAAACAGAGGCGCCUCAGUGAAGUACAGUGUGCUCUAUCUGUUGGGCCUGGCGCUGCCUUACGUCCACUUCAUGUUCCUCAUCUGGGUCGUGUUUGAGAUCUUCACACCUAUUAUGGGUCGCAGUGGCACCGAGAUACCGCCUGAAGUAGUAAUGGCCACCCUCGUCACCUUGGCAACCAUCUUCCUCUCCUCCUUUUUUCUGCAUUUCAUCUACUUGGCACGGAGCACUAAGUGGAUCUUGGCUGGUCUGGCGUCAGUGUUCGUCGUCACGUUCCUGAUGAUGUCCUCUGGCCUCCUCUUUCCUUAUUCGGCCAGUCCAGACAGCCCACGGCCAAAAAGAGUUUUCCUGCAGCAUACAACGCGGACCUUCCACAACCUGCAGGGCCAGGUGGAGAGCCGGGACUCAGGUCUGUGGAUCAACAGCUUUGACUACACAGGCAUCCAGCACAUCACGCCUCACAUCCCCGCUAUCAACGACAGCAUCCGCACCAGCUGCCGCGAGGACCGGCCCUUCUGUGGUUACCCCUGGUUCCUGCCCGUCAAGUUCCUCAGCAAGAAGAACUGGUACCUCCCCGCUCCAGAAGUGUCUCCCAGCUCUCCUGUUGAGUUCAGCCUGCUGUCCAGAGAGGAGACCAGCUGGGGGACGGUUAAGAUGACCUUCAGUGUGAAAGGCCCCAGUCACAUGUCCCUGUAUCUGAUGCCUCAUCGAGGAGCCGGCCUCUCCACGUGGUCCUUCGGUGACGGGACGCCUCAGUUCGAUCUGAGUGGGGAAUAUUUUGUGUUCUAUUCUCACGGUCUCGACGCUCCCACGUGGACCUUCUGGUUUGAAAUACAGCCACCCAGGGACCCGGACCCCUCAGGCCCCGAGGGGAUGAUCUCCGUUGCCAUCUCCACCCACUAUUUCUUCGGACAGGACAGUAGGACUGCUCAACUGGAGGAAGUCCUCCGCAGGUUUCCCACAUGGGCUUUUCCUUCGUCUUGGGUCAGUACCUACGACAUGUACCGAUACUGAGGACGCAGCAUAUCACAGAGGACGGCGCUGAGGAGAGCUGAGGGGUCAAAGGCCCCCACCCCCCCGAGACAUACAAACAGAUUUUAAGGAACAAUACUGAGGACCAGCCUGGGCGCCUUUUCUCUCUGACACACUCUAACACACCCUCCUGCUCCCUGAGAGACCCCCAUCACUGUGUCAGUAGGCUUAGUAGCUAACCGAGCAGGAAGACGCGCAGAGACACUGCAGAGGUAAGCUGAUCAGAGAGCUUACAAACUCAACGGCCGAGGCACCGGCAAACUCAAGCCUCGUGCUCUCUCCUGGGUUAGUGAAACAAAGGGGUUACGUUUCUUCUCUUUUUUUUAUCAAUCUGUCGUGCCUUUGCUUUACUCGAUCCAUCCCACCCCCUCCUCAUGCUGAAUUCUUCCUCUAUGAAUUACCACUUCACCUGCUCACACCCUAUCAGCUAACCCCUCAGAUUAGAUCUGGCUUCCUAUGCAGGAAUUAACUCCACCACUACCUGCACUGUCGGAGUAGAUACAUACCGAUGGAUCUGUUUGGAUAGGAAACUGUUUUCAGUUCGACCCUUUCUCUGACUUUGACUGGAAACGUUGACACUUUGAAAGUUGCUUUUGUUUAUAUUCUGAGGUUUUUUUACCGGUGAAAUUGCUCCUUAUAAUUCCUCAGUAACACCACUGAUUUGCAAGUCGUACCCCUGUGUUUACAUGAGGGAAGCCAACAAUCUGCUUUAACUGUCAGAGAUCUGGCAUGCAGACGCAGAACGCUGUGCCUGUUAGAUGAAAACAGCUGACUAGAAUCAAAUUGUCAAUGUGUCCUUUUAAAGGAGCAGCCUUCCUGGGGAAUCUGUGCAGAGGGCCACGUAAGUCUUAAAGUUUUCCGCCUGACUGGAUCAAGUAAACUUGUAUCGAAUCUGGGCUUGAUGAGAACUGGCAUGGGAACAGGGCAGUCUGAACGUCCCGAUAUUAACAUUAUUCCGCGGGGCCUUGAGGGUGACCGGCCGGGAAACCAACGAAACUCCACACUCAUUACCAUCACCGGUGUCGGCUUUGUGGGAGCAUUUGCUGUCAUAUAGUUGUUUUUGUUAUUUUUUUAACUCGACUAUGCUGUACUAAGAUCUGCCUCCAGCAGCACCUAUGGAAGAUAAUCAGAAAUAAUAGAUCAUUUAAGAAAAAAGGAGACCAACAAUAAGACUUUAAAAAAAAAAUGUUACCAAAUGUAAUCACCUUCUACAGAAGAAGUGCUUGGAGGUCAUUGGGAAAUAACUGACAUUAGCCAUCACCAAAAGCAGUUAUUGGAUUAUUUGAGGGUAAAUUAAAUGUGGAUACCUUAAAUAAUUUCUGCUGUAGAAAGAUGUUUUUUAAAAAGCAUGAAAGAUGCAUCUGUAAAUAAAUAGCCAUAGCAGACUAUUGUUAUUUUGGCCCUUUAGUUGAGAAACCGUUGGUUUUUUAUCACAGAUUGUCGAAUUACACUGUGCUCAACGGUUUGUUUAAUAAGGUUGAAUUUGAAAUGUGUGUCAGAAUGUAUAUACUCAAACAUCGGUGCUGCUGCUGACAGCUCUGUCCGGUAUCUUAUCUGUGUGUGUUGCUAAUACUUCACAUAUUUCACUCAUCUCACGUGGAGCCUUUCCGUCUAAGUAUCACAACUUGCUACUUCAGAUAGCCGGCCCCUCACAGCACCACGGUACAGUCGGGGCUGGGUUACACUUGAAAAGAAGCGGUUCUUGUUCACGUUGGCCUGCUCUGGAAGGCGGAGUGAUCGGAGCGAUUACACACGGGGAUAAAGGUCAGUUAGGAAGUGUUGCACUUGGUCGCUCGUGUGUGCCAAGAAUAAAAAAUAAAAAAAUAGAGAAAGGUUACAUUUCUAACCUGGAUCACCUUAACAGAGCUGGCCAUUUAUUUGCAAAGUGGUUGUUAAUGUCGGUGUCGGAAAGUUCUAGAAACAUUUAAAUGAAAAGGUGUUGGGGAGGGGGUUUACGGAGCUGUUUCACCACCUGACAAGCCCGUCUGAGGGAGUAUACCGGCCACCACUACCUCUGCGGUGAUCAAUACUUCGAGAUAACAGCUUUUAUUGUCCUUGUGAAGACUGGUUUGAAUGUGACUGUUGGAAAUAUGGAGAUGAUUAGCUAACUAAUUUUAGAGAGAUUAAUUUAAAUGAUUAUUAAGCACCGUUAUGUUUGUCUGUGGGCUACCUCUGUGGGAUAAAAGGUAAAACCGUCCCCUUACUGCCGCUAAGGAAUCUGUGUAAUGUCCACUGAUGCCGGUCUAAAGUUUGACUCCUUCUCUACGUGGCAUCAUGUUGUUUAGUUGGGAGGUGAACUGAGCUAAACUCGUCUUUUGUCCGCUUUGUGUUACACAUGUUUUCCGACAUGCUGACACUAAGGAGGCCUUAACAUUUUGCUUCCGAUGACACGCACUAUUUACUGUCGCGGACACAAACGUCUCGGUGGUUUUUAAAGCCGCCAGGUGCUGCACUGUACAGAGUUUACGUACGGGAACUGUUGGGGAGUUAAAACUUAAAAUCCACCACAGCCUUAGACGACACUUGGCAGUUAACGGUCCUACUCUGCUCUUUCUCUUAUGCACAAGUCUUCAAAGUAUCUGUGUGUGAGAGGAGAUGUCAAUCAGCUGGAUGAAGACAAAUCUGUCCUCAGUGUCCCUUUAUAAAACUAAAUACAUCAGACCUCUUCUGUUAUGAACUAACUUAGACUAGGACGAGUUUUUUUGUAAUUGGCCGGUGAUUGACAGAGGGAUUUGAUACUACUCAUCACAUGUUUUUAUUUGUUAACCCUAAUAGGAACAUCCCUGUGUUUUGUGUGCGUUUUAGCCAUUAACCACAGAUACUACAACAGUGGAAGCAGGUUGUUCACUUUGGUGGAUUCCUCUACCGAAAGCUCCCCGGUAUGGACAACAGUUGGCAGUAAUGUAAAUGUGUGAACCUGGAACAGAAGCUACUGCAUUAACUCAGAGAUGCUAUACAACCUCAACACACACACACACACACACACACACACACACACACACACACACACACACACACACACACACACACACACACACACACACACACGUACCCAUCAGUGUAUAGAUGCUAAUUUAACGGACAUGAGUUGAUCUAGGUCUGUUUUAUUGAAAGUGAAUAUGCAGAGCGUCAAUGGGAGAAAAAGCUUUAUUAACUACCGUUAAUGGUUAUUUUAAUAGUGAUUUUUGUUGAAGGAAAAUGUGGAAAUAAGACUGAGUUUGUUCAUAUUUCCAGCAACAUAACAGUUUAUCAAAUGACCCUCAAAGUGUCUAUCUGACUUUCAAGGUGUGCUUAGAGCUAUAAUGUUAAAUGGGUUCACGGUUAAUGACUAACACGUUUGUUUGAAUAAAAGCACGAUGGCAAGAGGAACUGCUGUAAACGUCAUACACAGUACAGUUGAAAGACGUCUCGACUUGAAACGCUGUGAAGCGGCUCCCCUGGCGCCGUUGGUGCUGCCACUGUUAGACUGAUAGAGCUAAACAUAAAUUAAACAUUGAUUUUAAGAAGUGAUUUUAAAUAGUUUGCGACAGAAUCUAAUGUAACUCAGUUCUGAGAGGCUGCGCAGUGCGUUCUUGUUGUGCACACUAGGAUGUAGCUUUAUCUUCAUCACAUAAAUCAGUGUUCCUGUACUGACAUCUGUUCUGGGAUACACAUGGAAAUGUCUUAAUGCCUUCGUUAAAGGAUGUCCUUAUUUUUUAAAAGAUGUUCAAAUUGUUUGUUGUAGUUGCCUGUCUUUUUUUUGGUCCAACAUCUUGACUCAUCACUCAUGCCUAUUUCUCUAACUGUUGUCUGAAAGUUAAAGUAAGUUGUUUUUUAAAGACUGUUUUUUUUUCUUUUUUGGGAUUUAUUUUAAACUUUCAAUAACUCCUUGAACUGCUGUUUUGCUUCUUUUUUAAAAUUGCAUUUCAGUCUGUCAAUUGUAAGGAACUGAUUGACAUGAUUGGUUAUUGGGAUUGAUCUGGUUACAGGGUAUCCAUCUUAUGAUUGGACGGGAUGAUUUUAUCUUAUGCAAAAAGCUUGAAUUAAAUCACCUGUACAGCAAUUAAAAACGCUUAUUACAAUGUU